This is a messenger RNA of Drosophila arizonae, 918 nucleotides long. RefSeq names its product ferritin 2 light chain (gene Fer2LCH). The record is from RefSeq and is a predicted model, not a curated record. Gene Ontology annotation, molecular function: ferric iron binding; ferrous iron binding. Gene Ontology annotation, cellular component: cytoplasm. NCBI's taxonomy places the organism in Eukaryota, Metazoa, Arthropoda, Insecta, Diptera, Drosophilidae. Gene Ontology annotation, biological process: intracellular iron ion homeostasis; iron ion transport.
CGCUAUAAACAGCAGUUCAGAAAUUGAGUUCCAACAAGCAGCACGUAAGAAAACACGAAAAUCAAAGCAGAACAACUUUUAAUUCAAUUUAACGCGUCUAUUUAAAAAAGUGAAAACAAAUAAAAUGAAAUAUUUCAUUGCAUUCGUUUUGGUUGCGGGCCUCUGCGCUCUUGCGCAGGCCCAAGAGCAGAGCUGCCAAGUAGACGUUCAGUCUGCUUGCGGACAGAGUGCCAACGGUGGUGUGGCAAAUUGUAAUGCGCGCUAUGCUGCCAUUGGACACCUGGAGCAUAAGAUGCAGGACUACAUCCACUUGCAGCUGAAGAAAUCAUAUGAAUAUCUGCUGAUGGCCACCCACUUCAACUCGUACCAGAUGAACCGCCCCGGCUUCCAGAAGCUCUAUCAGGGUCUCUCCGAUCGCGCUUUCGAUGAUACCAUUGCCCUCAUCAAGCAAGUGACUCGUCGUGGUGGCUCUGUCGACUUUAGCAAGCCCCAUCAGCAGGGUGUUGCCCAGCCCCCAGAGGUGCAUCUGAAUGAACUGGAGUCUCUGGCACGUGCUUUGGACAACGAGAAGGAGCUGACCAACGGCGCCAUUCAUGUGCACACCAGCGCCACCCACGGCACCACUGAGAACCGCAUCCACGAUCCCGAGAUGGCCCACUAUCUGCAGGAGAACUUCUUGAGCAAGCAGGCAGCAUCUGUCCGCACCCUCUCUGGCUAUGCCAACGAUCUGUCCAAGCUGGUGAGCGUGCGCGAGCCCGCCCUUUCGGUCUACCUGUUCGACGAGUAUCUGCAGAAGCAAUAAGCAGUUAUCUCCUCUCUAUCGCAACUCUUAUCAAAAUUCACUCAUCUGUUAAUUUGCUAGUAUUACAAAGAUACCAAAACGAAAAUAAACCCCCGAAACGCUGCGUUCUGUAAAUU